AUGGACACUCGUAAUGCAAUUGUAGAAGGAAGUUCUAGUAACACAGGUAAGUUUUUGAGCGUGAGCUUCAAUCAGGACUACACAUGUUUCAGCUGCUCGACCCAAAAUGGUUUCAUGGUGUUUAACGUAGAUCCGCUUGAAUGCAAGCUUUCGAAACACUUCGUCAAUGCCAAUGCUAGUGGGAUAGCCAUCGCGCGGAUGCUGUACCGCACAAACUAUGUGGCUCUGGUAGGAGGGGGGCGAAAGCCCCGCUAUCCGCCUAACAAACUAAUAAUCUGGGACGAUCUGCAACAACGGGAAUCGAUCACCUUGAGCUUUAUGUCGGCAGUAACCGGAGUUUUUUUGUCGCGUAUACACAUUGUGGUAGCGCUGGAAAACUCAAUUGAGAUCUAUCAAUUCGGAUCAAGUCCCAAACGGCUCAUUGCGCCCCUGGAUACGUGUGCAGGAACCGCGGCAGACUUUGUUGUAUGUCAGCGGGUCACACGCAGACCUUCUUACACACAAGCAUCUACGGAAUCGGGUCCCCAGACUGUCACAAGGGGGAUUCUGGCAUUCCCUUCCGCCAGAAAUCCGGGCCAAGUUCAAGUGGCGGAUCUAUCACAUCUACAAUCAAGCGAGCUCGAGGAAAGAAGUGCAGCUCAGUUGCCCACAUCCAUCAUUAAAGCACAUAAAUCUCCUAUAAGACUAAUAAAAUUGAGUCCCAACGGAUCCAUGGUGGCUACUUGUUCUUUACAGGGAACGCUUAUUCGCAUUUUUAGCACUCAGAAUGGGUCUCUCAUAGGGGAGUUCAGAAGGGGACUGGAUCGCGCAGAUCUCUAUGAGAUGGUCUGGAGUCCACGCAGUACACGUUUAGCAGUCGUAAGUGACAAGCAAACAUUGCAUGUUUUCCAGAUUACCGACGAAGAUGGCGACAUGAAAAACAAGAAGCACGUUUUGAGAGACGUACCGUUUAUCUGGAAACCCAAGUAUUUGGCAUCCACUUGGUCUAUGAGCUCAUUGCAUUUACAUUCCGCCUUGAAGGGCAAAAGUUCUCUGAACGAUCACGACUUCUAUAACGACCGAUGCAAACUCGGCUGGUGCCAUGACGGUGAUGAAGAUACUUUGAUUGUCGUUUGGAGAGACAGCGGAAUCUGGGAAAAGUACGCACUUCUAGAGAAAGAGCCAAAGGCCUAUUCGGUCAACGAGACAUUGCAGUCCCUGCCCGCAACACAACAUAAAAAAAAUUGGGAGCUCAUUCGCGAAAGCUGGAGAAAACUUUGA
This is a messenger RNA of Lachancea nothofagi CBS 11611, 1260 nucleotides long. The record is from the annotation of a GenBank genome assembly. NCBI's taxonomy places the organism in Eukaryota, Fungi, Ascomycota, Saccharomycetes, Saccharomycetales, Saccharomycetaceae.